Glycine soja is the source of this 2504-nucleotide messenger RNA. RefSeq names its product auxin transporter-like protein 1. The record is from RefSeq and is a predicted model, not a curated record. Lineage: Eukaryota; Viridiplantae; Streptophyta; Magnoliopsida; Fabales; Fabaceae. The transcript has 9 exons. Gene Ontology annotation, cellular component: plasma membrane. Bases 751 to 2199 code for a protein of 482 amino acids.
CAGAAGAGACAGAGAGGCCAAGUACACACACUAUAAGAGAAGGCAGGCAAAACCAAACCAACAUCUCAGUAACUGUCAGAAUAAACCAAAGAGAUGUCAUACUAGUUUAAACACCCUUCUUCUUAGUUCUUCCUUUUUACCAUUGCUUUCUUUUCAUUUUUAUAUUGUUUCUUUUAAUCAAGUCCCAAGCAUAGUUCCAACCUCCAAGUUUACUCUCUCAGGUGUACUUCCUUUUGUCAGAUCUCUACACCAAAGGACUCAUUCUUGGUCACUUGUUACCACCCCACACACAUAACCUUUUUUUUUUUUCCUUUGUUAUUUAAUAGCCGUUUCUCCAUUUUCUUGCUUGCUGGGUUAGUAAUAGUAUCUUGUGCAUUGAAAACUGCCAAUUCCUUGUUCGGAACCCGCAUUUAAGAGGUUGACUGAGUCACACCAUAACGGCACCAGGUACUAGUGCAUAAAAUCAUAUAUUUUGUGUGGAGUUUAAAAGAGUUCAAAAAUCAAAAUCAUCAGAAAUCAUCAGCAAAACAGCAACUCCUACCCAAUCAAGUGCCGUUACUGUCUUCUCUUUUUGCCUAAAAAAGUUAAACUUCCCCAGCACUCACACACACACACUCAUCUAUUACCAUAACGCCUCUCUCUGUUUCCUCUGUUUCCGUGUUAUAAGAGAACUCUCUCAAGCUCUCAGAUUUCAACAUUGACCAAUAUUAGGGAUUUUCUUUAUAUUAUUAUUAUAAUAAUCUUGGAACAAUGUUACCCCAGAAGCAAGGUGAAGAAACCAUGAUGUCAAACCUUAACGAAACAACGAUUGAGCGUGGUGAAGAGAGAGAGGAAGAGAACGUGGGUGGUGGUUCACAUUCCAGUUUGAAAAGCAUUCUUUGGCAUGGUGGGUCUGCUUAUGAUGCAUGGUUCAGCUGUGCCUCAAAUCAGGUUGCGCAGGUUCUGCUAACACUGCCAUACUCUUUCUCUCAGCUGGGAAUGCUCUCUGGCAUCAUAUUCCAAGUCUUCUAUGGAAUAAUGGGAAGUUGGACAGCUUAUCUGAUUAGCAUUCUGUACAUCGAGUACAGGACCAGAAAAGAGAAAGAGAGUGUCAGCUUCAAAAACCAUGUCAUUCAGUGGUUUGAAGUGUUGGAAGGUUUACUGGGUCCAUACUGGAAAGCCAUUGGCUUGGCCUUCAAUUGCACUUUCCUCCUCUUUGGGUCCGUUAUCCAGCUUAUUGCUUGUGCAAGCAACAUAUACCUCAUAAAUGACCACUUGGAUAAGAGGACCUGGACUUACAUAUUCGGAGCUUGCUGUGCCACCACAGUGUUCGUACCUUCAUUUCACAACUACAGAAUUUGGUCUUUCCUUGGCCUUGGCAUGACCACUUACACAGCUUGGUACAUGACCAUUGCAGCCAUUGCUCAUGGCCAGGUUGAAAAUGUGACUCACACUGGCCCAAAAAAAUUGGUAUUGUAUUUCACGGGCGCCACCAACAUUCUCUACACUUUCGGCGGGCACGCCGUCACAGUGGAAAUCAUGCAUGCAAUGUGGAAACCUCAAAAGUUCAAAUAUAUCUAUCUUUAUGCUACUCUUUAUGUGUUCACACUCACCCUACCAUCUGCUGUUGCCGUUUAUUGGGCCUUUGGUGACAAACUCCUGGACCACUCCAAUGCUUUCUCUCUUCUUCCCCGCUCUGGUUGGCGCGAUGCAGGUGUCAUCUUAAUGCUGAUUCAUCAGUUCAUCACUUUUGGAUUUGCUUGCACACCAUUGUAUUUUGUGUGGGAGAAGGUGAUAGGAAUGCAUGACACAAAGAGCAUAUGUUUGAGGGCACUUGCUAGGUUGCCUGUGGUGAUACCAAUCUGGUUUUUGGCUAUUAUCUUCCCUUUCUUUGGUCCUAUUAACUCUGCUGUGGGGGCUCUUCUGGUUAGCUUCACCGUGUAUGUCAUCCCUGCUUGUGCUCAUAUGCUCACUUACAAGUCUGCUUCUGCACGACAGAAUGCUGCUGAGAAAUUGCCCUUCUUCAUCCCAAACUGGACGGCAAUGUAUGUGGUGAAUGCAUUUGUGGUGGUGUGGGUUCUAGUGGUUGGAUUUGGAUUUGGAGGGUGGGCUAGCAUGACAAACUUUAUCAAACAGGUUGACACAUUUGGACUCUUUGCCAAGUGCUACCAAUGCCCGCCAAAAGUCCCUGCUUCCAACAACACAAUGCUGCAUCAUUGAAAAUUAUAUAUGUUCUUCUGCUUUAAACAUAUAGGGACACAUCAGCAUCUCCACCCUUGUGUAUUUCCCCUAUCUUUUUGUUUAAUCUCUCUAGCUAUAAAUAUUGUUAAUGCUGAUGUUCCCUUGUGUAGAAAGGCAACAUUGUUAUAUUUCGCUUUCGAAUCAUUUUGGUUAAUCAUAAACAUGCACUAUAGUUAUAGCAUAUGUAGGGAGUGAUGUUUGGCAAUUGGCAUAUAGCGACCUCAAGUAUAGCCUGCAUGUUUCCAAUAAUGUCUUUGCAUUCCAAUAUAAUCAUUUUUUUCUUC